Molecule: messenger RNA, 854 nt
Organism: Pomacea canaliculata
Lineage: Eukaryota; Metazoa; Mollusca; Gastropoda; Architaenioglossa; Ampullariidae
Exons: 5
Coding region: 133-513 (126 amino acids)
Source: RefSeq, a predicted model, not a curated record
AUUGAAUGGUAUUAUUGUUUUCUUCACAAAAGAGGCUCCAAAUGUUAUCUAUAUGUGUCAAACACAUGAAAUGUCCGCCCUCUAAUAAAUCCCUUGGAUGGUCUCCGAUUUAAUCAUUUGCUGACAGGAAACAUGAACUCUGUCGUGAAAACCGCGCUUGUGACUGGUGCCGUCCUGGCUGCCCUUGCUGUGGUCACCUCUGGACAGACUGCAGCGUCAACGGGUGCUGGUGACACUCAGUGCGUCAACCUGACCAACGCAGAGUUCUUCGUACUGAUCCGAGAUAUUAUCAACCUGGGGGUGCUGGACAACCUGGCCAAGGCAUACGACCUCCUUCCCUUCGAGCUACUGGCUGCAGCUGAGACACGACAGCUGCGCUACAUCCUUGACCGCCUGGGCUACAGGCUUCUGCUCAACUUCCUAGACGCCCUUCCAGAAAACUUUUCCCACCGAUUCAUCGAGUUUUUAAUCAAGAGCCUCGACGCAGAAGACAAAGCCACCGCGGGGCGCUGAGGACGAGUUGAGAAAGCAGCCGGAAGUCGAUGCCGCUGUCAGUAGCGGAACUGACGUCACGUGGAUUCGUUUUCUCCUCCCCACCGUUAGUACCGUUAGGGCAGAGGAACAUUGCUUUUUGUGAAUGCUGCUUACCUUUUUGUCGACUGUAGUCUGUUGUUCGUCUCGCUACUCGUAAUUUACUGACAGACCGCGAGUACCAACAAAUAACAAAUGUCCUUGUUUGCAUGUUGUAGAGACGCCCACCGUUACACCCACAAUGUACUCGUUUCGAACUUGUGAAUUCUGUACUCAAUGUGUAUGACAUGUUUGUAAGGAAAUAAACGUUUGCAUAUAAUGUU